ACGCACACACACUGCAUCAGUUGAGCGGCACUUCUGCUUUCUAGUUCGCGCUCGCGGUACUGAGCAAUCAAGUCACGGGGCGAUUGGCUGCUGCAGCGCAGAGGGGCGGGACUGGGGAGGAGGAAAGACGUUGCCGCGGUUAAGCAAAGCUCUCCUUUUUGGAGAGAGGUAGAGAGGAAUGCCCCAUUCUUUGCUCGGAAGAGUAACCGGAACGCGUUCCGGAGGCCUCCCAGUCGAGCCCUCUGCUUGCUUAAGGCGCCAAACGACCUGCGAUGUGGCCCCUUCGAAGGUUUCCGUUUCCAGCAGCUGGAACGACUCAGUCCAUAAUGCUGAGACUCCUCAGUGCAGAAGCUGCAGCGCCCACCUUCUUACCUGCCAUGUUUGCCUCUUAAAGUAGGGCUUAGUUGGGAAUCGUCAGGCCAGGGUCAGGAUUCAGCCGUGGGGGGUGUGAGGAGCAGCAGCAGCACUUCGGAACAUAUACAAAAGCGCCUUUCCCUCAACAUGGGAGUCACAUUCAGCAACGGAGAGCAGAACUCCUGUGCCUUUAAACGUUACGGAGAAACGGGGAUUUGGACAGGUGUAGCUUUUAAGCCGCACCUGUCAAAAUUAUCUUGUUUUCAUAACAAAGGUUCACCAUGCUUCUAAAUACUGAACAAAUAAACCUAACUGGACAAGUAUUUGAGUCGUAUAUUUUGGAACACCACAAAAAUGAUCUCUUGCAGAUUUUAAGAGAAAAAGAUGAUGAUGCUCAUUACCCAGUCAUUGUUGAUGCUCUGACACUUUUUGAGACCAACAUGGAAAUUGGUGAAUAUUUUCAUGCAUUUCCCAAUGAAGUACUCCCCAUUUUUGACAAUGCAAUUCGCAGGACAGCCAUAACAAUUUUUCAGUCUGUUUCUCAAGCUCAUGACUUCACCAUUAAGCAGAAUCUUCAUGCCAGAAUUACCGGCUUACCUGUUUGCCCGGAGCUAACGAGAGAACACAUCCCCAAAACCAGAGAUGUAGGACACUUCCUGUCAGUCACUGGGACUGUUAUUCGUACAAGCCUUGUGAAGGUUCUGGAGUUUGAGCGGGAUUACAUGUGCAACAAGUGCAAGCACGUGUUUGUGGUCAAGGCUGAUUUUGAACAGUACUAUGCUUUCUGCCGGCCAUCAGCCUGCCCUAGUCAAGAAGGCUGCAACUCAUCUAAGUUCACUUGUCUCUCUGGAACAUCCCAUGCUCCCAACUGUUGCAGAGACUACCAAGAAAUCAAGAUUCAAGAGCAGGUUCAGAGACUGUCUGUUGGAAGUAUUCCUCGUUCUAUGAUGGUUGUCCUUGAAGACGACUUAGUUGACAGUUGCAAAUCUGGUGAUGACAUCACAGUUUAUGGAGUAGUAAUGCAGAGGUGGAAAUCUUUUCACCCAGAUGCACGCUGUAAUGUAGAGAUUGUCUUGAAGGCCAAUUACAUUCAAGUCAACAACGAGCAGAUGACAGGAGUUAUAAUUGAUGAGGAGGUCCGCAAGGAAUUUGAAGAGUUUUGGGGAAAAUACAGAAGUGAUCCCUUAGCAGGGAGGAAUGAAAUUUUAGCAAGCUUGUGCCCUCAGAUUUUCGGGUUAUAUCUUGUGAAGCUGGCUGUAGCCAUGGUGCUCGCAGGAGGUGUGCAGAGGACAGAUGCUGCAGGCACUCGCAUUAGAGGUGAAUCACAUCUUUUAUUGGUUGGAGACCCUGGAACAGGAAAAUCUCAGUUUCUAAAAUAUGCAGUAAAGAUUACUCCACGAUCUGUACUGACAGCAGGAAUUGGAUCUACAAGUGCAGGUUUGACAGUGACUGCUGUGAAGGAUUCUGGAGAAUGGAAUUUGGAGGCUGGAGCACUGGUGCUGGCUGAUGGAGGCCUUUGCUGUAUUGAUGAGUUUAACAGCAUCAAGGAACAUGACAGAACCAGUAUCCACGAGGCAAUGGAGCAACAAACGAUCAGUGUGGCCAAGGCAGGUUUAGUGUGCAAGCUGAACACAAGGGCUACUAUACUGGCAGCAACCAAUCCAAAGGGCCAGUAUGACCCUAAUGAAUCGGUCUCUGUGAACAUUGCCCUUGGCAGUCCUCUGCUUAGCAGAUUUGACCUUGUCUUGGUAUUGCUGGAUACAAGAAAUGAAGAAUGGGAUCGUAUAAUUUCUUCUUUCAUACUGGAAAAUAAAAGCUGCCCAGGCAUUUCUGAAAAACACUGGACCAUGGAAAAAAUGAAGACAUACUUCUGCUUAAUAAAGAGCCUACAGCCAACAUUGACUGAAGCAAGCAACCUGAUCCUUGUCCGUUAUUACCAGAUGCAACGACAAAGUGAUUGCAGGAAUGCUGCCCGAACAACCAUCCGCUUAUUAGAGAGUUUAAUACGAUUAGCAGAAGCACAUGCUCGGUUGAUGUUUAGAGACACUGUGACUGUGGAAGAUGCAAUCACUGUGGUUUCAGUGAUGGAAUCUUCAAUGCAAGGAGGUGCCCUUCUUGGAGGCGUCAAUGCACUGCACACUUCAUUUCCUGAAAAUCCAGUGGAGCAGUAUAGAAUGCAGUGUGAACUGAUCCUGGAGAAGCUAGAGCUUCCAGACCUUCUGCAUGAAGAACUCAGAAGACUUGACAGACUACGGAAUGAACAUUCAUGUCAGUUUCCACAGUCCAAAGAGACAAGCAGAAAUACUACUGAAGGAUGUUCAAGUGAUCACAUCUUUGGGAAAUCAGAGCAAAUGCCUCAGCAACAUCCAGGUGAAGGCAAUAAUAUUCAGUUGCAACCUCCCUUGGCCAAAAGAAACCUUGAAGCUGAUACACAUCCAGUAAUCUUAAGCAGCCCAGUAUCAGAUGAUAGCAGAGUAAUGGAACAGCAGAGCAAACAGAGUGUGAACAGCGAUGAUAGCAGCUUGAAGUGGUUUGACAGUAUGGGUAGCAAUACUGGAAUGGAGAAGAACAUUUCUGAGUCUCCACUUGCCAAAACAUCUCAAGAUAGUCAGCCUUUGAAAGCACCAAGCAAUGAACCUUGUUGUGAAGAGAAAAACUAUUUAAGAGAAGCCAAGCAAGCCAAGGAGGGGGACUCAUUGGCAAGAAUAGCCCCAGGGAGUCCCUUUGGACAGACUAUGGUUUCUGGUCUUGAGAGGAAAAAGGCAGAAAAGCCUACCAGUUUCCCUUCAGGAAUUGGAAGCAAAGAUUCUGAUGCAGUGUAUCCUACCCUGUCCAACUUGGUGAUUACUGAAAGGGCAUCUAAGAAGUGGCAGAGAAGGAACAUAAAAAGUGUCCGUGGGUUUUGUACAAGUACUCCAGAUCCCAACCCUGGGGAAUCUCUGACUUCACUAUCUCCUCACCCAGCAGUUGUCCCGCAGUUUCCUGCAAGGGAUUCAAAUGCUUCCCCAUCUCACAGGGCAUCUUUAAUCCAUCAGAAGUUGGAAAUUCCAAACAGGAAACGAAGUAGAGACCAAACAAAGCUAGGAGCCGUGGCAGGAAGCUCUGACAAACCUGAAAUCCUUGAGAACUCAGGAGCUACUACUUCUAAAAUUGCUAAGUUUUUAUUUAGACAGAAGCCCAAACUUGCUAGUAGUUUUGGAAAUCAGGAUCAUGCCAAAUUGCCUGAGACUGUCUGCGGCCCUCAGAAGUCUACCAGAAAUGUAUCAAAAGGAGAAAGACCAAGGGAAGACUCUUCUGAAAAAAAGCAGAAGGAACAAAAUACGAAUGUAGGAAACAGCAGCAAGACGAAACAACCAUCUGAUAGCCAAAGGGAGGAGGAGGAAAAUAAAGGUUUAUCUCCAUCCAUUAAAAAUACUAUAAUGGCAGAAGAAAUAUUAGACAACCCAAAAACAAAGAAAGUGUGCUCCAGUACAUUAGCAAAGUUAGCGAUGUUCUCUUUCGUGCCACCUCUUGAAUCCACAUUAAACAGCCCAACCUCCUUUAAUGACAAAGAAAGGCAGAGACAGCCACUGAAGACUCACACUGAAAGCACAGGCCAUAUGAGGAAGACCUUUGAGCUGGGGAAAGUCAGCAGAGUACCAGGAAAAUCUUUGUUCUCCAUAACAGAUUUUGAUGAUUCAAUGCUAGACUUUGACUGGGAUGAAGAGAUUAAGAAAAAUCCAAAGUCUUAAUACAUAACUUAAUACAUAAGAGUGACUGACAUACAUGUUGCAGUGUAAAGUUUGUGCAAUUCUGCCAGAGAACUCUUGCGCAAGUGCAAAAACUGCACAAAUGCGGCUGCACAGCCCUAUGGCCAUUAUUUGCAACACCAUUUUCAAUUAUUUUAUGGUUCAACACUGCACAUUUAAUGUUCUGCAGUAUGUCAGCCAGUACUUCAAGAGUUUCAUUAUCAGUUUAAUACUGGCAAAAUGCUGUAAAUAAAAUCUAAUCUAAUCUUGCCUAAAACAAUAAAAUAAAAUUGAUCAUAGGAUACCAAUUGGCCUCUUUGCAAAUAUGGUAGCUCAGGUGCUGGUAGAGUUAGCGGCAGCAGGGGAGACGGGACUUCUCAGCCUUAAAAGCUUAGCUACCUAAAUGUGGUGCUUUUAGAUCACUCAGACUCUUGUCCUCAAGUAGAAUAAAUCUACUGAAGUUAGCAGAACUAUUAUGGAGGAUUAAUUUGAGAAAUGCACUCUUCAGUAGGUCAGAUACUCUUGUAGCAGACUUUUCAGGAUAUUAUUUAGCUGAGAUAUUGUGAGAUAAUGGUAAAAUUGUGAGAAAUAACCUUGAUGAUGAUGCAGCAUUUUAAAAAAUCUACUCCUUUGAUCACUGCACAUAAGCACCUGAUUCAACAGCUCCAAUUGUCUUUCUUCCAAAUUAAAACUGAAAAUCACUCUCUCUAAAUUGUUUCCAUACCCCCAAUCUUCUGUUAAAUGAUUGCUCUGUCAAUUUACUUAGGCUCAAUCCUCAUAUUAACUCAUACCAAACUGGUCCUAUUGCAGAAUAUGACUUUAAGCCAGGUGUUGCUGCUUCCCACCCCCCGCCAGCCAUUAUAAUAAUUAUUGUGUGUCAUAAGUAACAUAAACUUUUUAAAAAUCUGUUUCUGUGCAGCUUUUCAUUCAGAGAAUAUGAAUGAUCUGUGUCCGUGUAGUAAUGUAGUUUUCUUAGUUCAAAAUAUAUUAGCUACAGAAUUUUGUUUCUUUUCCUACUCUGGGCCUGUUACAGACCAGGCCUGACUUAUAUACUAAAUAUGCUCAUUAGCCAGUAUACAAAAUAGGUCUGGACCAAGUUCUUUUAUAUUAGUGACCAUGUGUGAUCUGGAUGCAUGGAAGAAGGAGAUCAAACCAAUCCUCAAAGAGUUCAAUGGGCUUUAUUGAGUAUAAAAGACUAAUCUAGCAAAGCAGAAAGCAGAACCCUCUAUCAAUAUUAGCAACAGUAUUUAAACAGAACAUCCUAACCAGUACCAAUAUUCACCCAUGUGCCUAACUAGCAUAUGUGUGCGCAAUUAAAUCUUCCUAGAGCCUAAUACAAUUAAGAUACA
Molecule: messenger RNA, 5431 nt
Organism: Hemicordylus capensis (graceful crag lizard)
Lineage: Eukaryota; Metazoa; Chordata; Lepidosauria; Squamata; Cordylidae
Gene: MCM9
Product: minichromosome maintenance 9 homologous recombination repair factor
Exons: 13
Coding region: 636-4085 (1149 amino acids)
Biological process (GO): double-strand break repair via homologous recombination
Cellular component (GO): nucleus; MCM complex
Molecular function (GO): single-stranded DNA helicase activity; ATP binding; single-stranded DNA binding
Source: RefSeq, a predicted model, not a curated record